GAAUGUGAAGCUGCGGUCCAGUUUGUCAACAACACAGCGGAUGGCACCAACUUUUAUUCACAUUGACUAAACUGACACGGGGAACAGCGAACUGGACCAACUCAACACAGUGACCACAAGAUGUCCAGUAAAGAAGUGAAAGCGGAGCUGAAAAGUGCAAGAGAGGCCAUUAAAAAAAAAGAGUACAAAGAUGCUCUGAGACACUGUAAGGCUGUUUUGAAACUGGAGAAGAAUAAUUAUAAUGCCUGGGUGUUCAUCGGCCUGGCAGCCAGUGAACUGGAGCAACCAGAUCAGUCCCAGUCAGCGUAUAAGAAGGCAGCGGAGCUGGAGCCUGAGCAGCUACUGGCAUGGCAGGGCUUAGCUAAUCUUUAUGACAAGACGGAUCAGUGGGAUUUCAAAGUUGAGCUACCCAACAUUUAUCAAAAGCUUGUUGAUCUAUACGCCAGCUCGGACAAAAAGAAAUGUUACGAGGUGAUCCAAAAGUUGUCAGAUAUUUAUCUGUCUGACAAAGAAUAUUUAAAGCUGGCAAAGGUUUCGCUGCAGCUCAUUCAGCUGAAAGAGGAAGAAGCUGUGGACAAGACAGAGUUACUGCAGCUGUGGCAGGAGAUGAUCAGGCUCCUCUCAGACGGCAUUAAUGAGAGAGAGCAGGACAAUGAAACACAGCAGCAUUUAAUCACAGCUUUUGAGAACACCAUUAUUCUGGUGGACCCUGUACCAGGAGAGAAACACAAGAAGAUCUCAGCCGACUUUAUUAACUGCCUCUCUAAACUGCCGCAAGAAGAAAACAAAUUGAAAAAGGCUUGUGAGUCCAUGCUGAUUCACUACCCCAACCAAAGUUACCCUCUUGAGGUCCUUUGUUCGCAUUACCUCAAAACAGGUAUCCUGAAUGAUGAUACAAUUAGCUGCUUCUCCCGGCUCCUGGAUCUGGCCCCUGACUCUGGGUUGGGUCACUUGGGUCUUGGCACUAAAGCACUUCAGGAAGGAAGAUAUACUGACGCCAUAAAGGACCUUUCACAAGGGUUGAAGAAGAAGAGCUGUAACACAGGAUGGCACAGUCUGGCUGAAGCUCAGUUUAAAGUACACAGAUACUCGGACAGUGCUGCUUCAUGCUGCCAAGGUCUGGCGACGUGUGUUUCUGGAGACAAGGAGCUGAAGGUCAAACUGCUGAGGUUGAAACUGGAGACUUCUGUCAGAAGUGGAGGAGAGAAGGCUGCAGAUGAUGCUUUGGACACCUUUUCACAAAUUCCAGAUGCUGUAAAAGACCAAGUUCUCGUUGCCCUUAAAGGACGUGCAUACUUGAACAAAGGACAGAUUGAUCAAGCACUUAAGGUAUCAUCAGAGCUUGUGGCCUCCAACCCAAACCUGGACCAGGGUUUAGCUCUGAGAGGACUGGUGCAUUCAGCUGAAGGUCAGCAUCAGCUGGCAGAGCAGAGUUUCCUGAAGGCAGCUUCCCUGAGCCCAAACUGUGCAGAGUACUAUUUUUUGCUGGGACAACUUUACUGGGACAUGGGAGAAGAGACCCGUAAAGACAGAGGCAAAGCUCAAACACACUUGCUAAAGGCAGCAAAGAUAGAUCCACACCUCGGCUGUGUUUUUCGCUACCUUGGGCAUUACUACAGGGAGAUAGCUACCGAUCGUGGUCGUGCACGAGGCUGUUAUAAGAAGGCCUUUGAGUUGGACAAUGAGGAUUCUGAGUCUGGAAGUGCCUCAGUGGAUCUCAGUAUGGAGCAGGAGGACAUGGACACUGCCUUAGCAACACUGGAGUCAGUGAUCGAGAAAGCCACUCCCGGUUCAGCUAAAUGGGCCUGGAUGAGACGAGGCCUUUACUACCUGAAGGUUGGGGAGCAUCAACAGGCCGUCUCUGAUCUUCAGGCAGCUCUGAGAGCAGACCCAGACGACUGGGUGUGCUGGGAGUGUUUAGGCGAAGCCUACCUAAACCGCCGGAGCUUCACGGCUGCGCUGAAGGCCUUUGGUAAGGCCCAUCAACUUCAGCCCUCUUCCAUCUACAGUGUUUACCAGGCUGCUGCGAUCAAACAGACCCUGGGCAAGUUCAAAGAGGCGGCCGCAGAGUACUUACAGAUCACAGCACAGCAGGACUAUGUUCCUGCUCUUAAAGGACUCGGGGAGUGCCAGCUGUCUCUGGCAAAAUGUUUGUUGGAGGACUGCAGAGAUGGGGGAGCCAUUGACCUCAUUCAGCAAGCUAUUAAGAACCUCUUCAGAGCCGUGGAGCUGCGUCCAGGCCUGUCCUGCUUGUGGAAGCUGCUGGGAGAUGCCUGCACUGCAGUCAGCAGUGUUUCAACAAACAGAGCACAAGUUAUUGUGCCCGCCCUGUUGGCUGGUUUAGACCCCAACUCAGGGAGCCAUGUGCUGAACCAGGCCCAGACACUCAAGGUCGGCGAGAGGUGCUAUGCUCAUGCUUUGAAGCUGACGUCUGAAGCCCCCAGCCUUUGGUAUGACUUAGGACUCAACUAUUAUCACCAGGUUAAACUGCCAAUUUCUUCAGAAGGAGACCAGAGCUCCCAAUCUCAGGUCCUAGAGAAAGCCCAGCAGUGUUUUAAGAAGGCCAUCAUGAUGGACUGUGAGAACCAUAGCUACUGGAAUGGCCUGGGGGUGAUUUCCAUGAACAAAGGUCUUGAAAACCUUGCUCUGGCUCAACAUUGCUUCAUCAAGUCCAUACAAGUUGAGCCAAAUAAUGUGGUUGCCUGGACAAACCUUGGGACCCUCUAUUUGAAGAAGGACAAUAUAGAGCUCGCACACGAGGCCUUCAAGAUUGCUCAGUCCUUGGAGCCACUGUAUGUCAACUGCUGGAUUGGACAGGCGCUGAUAGCAGAGAGAGUGGGAAGCUACGACACCAUGGAUCUUUUCAGGCACACCACUGAACUCAGUACACAUGUGGAGGGAGUUAAAGGUUAUGCCUUCUGGGUAUGUUCCACCUUGCUAGAUAAGAGCAACAGAGACUCUGAACUGUACCGCUACAACAUAGUCCAGAUGAACGCCAUCUCUGCUGCUCAGGUGGUUCUCUGCAAGUACACAGAGAGGAUCCAGUCUGACCCUGAAGCCUUCAUUAUGCUGGGAUAUCUGAAUGAGCAUCUGCAGCUGAAGAGACAGGCCUUACAGGCUUACCAAAGAGCUGUUGAACUACUGAAGGCCACUUCCUCGGCAGAAGAACUGGCUUUUGCUCUGGGCAGCUAUGGCCGCGCUCUGUGCACCUCAGGCCACUGGGAUGAUGCGGUGCAUGUUUAUAAUUCCACUCCACUGCAGGAGCUCAGCGAUCUGACUGGGUUGGCUCUGGCCUACUGGAGAGCAGGACUCAUUCCAGAGAGCACCAACGCAUAUGAGCGUGCCUUGGCUGUGGCGUCCAGUGAGAAGGAGAAAGCUUACAUCCUGACAGCUCUGGCCCUGCUGCAGCACCGGCAGGGCAACCUGGACUCAGCCAAGACUCUGCUGUUUAAAUGCUCAAUGUUAAAGGAGCCCAUCUCCGAGUCUCUGCUGUGUUUAUGUGCCCUCGGGUUGGUCCACGGUGAUGUUACGCUAGCUGCUGCCGCCCUGACCGAGCUGCUGAAGCAAGGUUCAGCCACUGGGAGUGUUGUAGAGCAGCGUUGUUUACUCACCUGCACCUUGCUGGCCCUGAAGGGCAACUACAGUGCAGUGCAAAGAGAGGCCUCCAGAGCUGUACACAGCAAUCCUGGAAACCCCUCGCUGUGGGCGCUGCUGUCCAGAGUGAUACCACAAUACUAUCCCAGGAAGGCAAAUGGUGGAGCAGUGGCUGGUCACGUUGCCUGUCUCUCCAGUAUGACCCAAGGAAAGAGGGCGCUGUUGUACAGUGGGGUGAACCAGCUGGCUAGCGGAAGACACUCAGGAGAGGACGUUCACAGGAAUGCGCUGAAAACUAUGCAGAGAGCUGUGCUGCUCUGUCCCGAUGAUCCAUCAGCAUGGGCGGGAUUAAUGGCUGCCUGUCACACAGAAAACACAGCCUGCUAUCUCUCAGGUGCUGCUCCCUGCAGACAAGGGCUGGAGAAAACCCUCAUGUCAGUGGUUUCUGAGAAAGUGCGUAGUGUGGAGGAGAUAGAGCGCCCUCUAGCCCAGUCUCUGGAGGGUUGGGUACUACAACAGGCAGUGACUGGUCUCAUGUUAGGGGGACAGCUGGAGCAAGCAGAAGCCCUCUGCUCACAGGUCCUAAAUGUUUCACCAGAACACCCAGCAGUGAUGCUGUCACUGAGACAGGUGCAGUGUCAGCGCCUCCUUGUGGCCGAUGGCGGUAAUGUCCUCCCAGACUCAGUUCUGGAGCAGCUUAGCAACACGGUGAUGCUGAACCGCACCAACCUCGGGGCAUGGCAUUGGCUAGCUGAGGUGUAUCGUGGGCAGGGUCUGCUGGUGCAGGCGGUUAUGGCUUACAGGCAGAGUCUGCAGCUUGCCUUACAGCUCGGCCUGCACAGCGGCCAGGUGGCCAGCCUCCUCCGAUUGGCCCUGCUAGCUCUAGAACCUUGUAUGGCAGGGGCCCCAGGAAACGAGUGGAAGGACCUGGUAGUAGAAGCCACGACUGAGGUUUUGAAGCUGGGCUCAUCCCCUGUGGCUAGCCUCUUCCAGGCCCUGCUCCAGUAUGUGACCAAGAUGGCAGCUAGGGAAACGAGACGGUUGCUGGAGAGGCUGGUGUACGCUUCCUCUCAAGACCUGCCAGUGACGGUGGUGCAGGUGGCCAGCUGGUACUUUCUCAGACACCUGUAUGCCAAAAAUGACCCGGAGCUGAUUAAUGUGCUCUUGCAACAUGCCAAAAUGAAGGGAGAUCAGAGACUGUUGGAAUUCAAUUCACUCCUGGCCUCGUCCUGAGUUUUGCAAACCCACAAAUGCAUCUCAAUGAAGUCCUGUUGCAUUAUGGGGCUUUAUUCUCUGAACUAAUCAUGAGUCUGAUAUCAUAAAUAGGACAUUAACUAGCUUGACGGGAUUCUUUUGUUGUACAUUAUACAUUGUUCAGAAAACCCACUCAUAGUUUUUCGAAAUGUAACCAACCUCCACCUUCAGGCUGAAAUAAAGGUAUUCUGCUCAACUUCUAAA
Molecule: messenger RNA, 5052 nt
Organism: Platichthys flesus (European flounder)
Lineage: Eukaryota; Metazoa; Chordata; Actinopteri; Pleuronectiformes; Pleuronectidae
Gene: skic3
Product: SKI3 subunit of superkiller complex
Exons: 41
Coding region: 121-4827 (1568 amino acids)
Cellular component (GO): Ski complex
Molecular function (GO): protein binding
Source: RefSeq, a predicted model, not a curated record